GGGUUGGGGGGUUUCGAGCAAAGGCCCAACAGAAGGGGUGAGGAAAAGCCAGCAACUGAGCGAACAUGGGGUCGGAGACGAUGAAAGAGGAACUACACUGCAGCAGCAGCAGCAGCGGAGAUGAAGACGGUGAUGAAGAAUGGAAAGCCGCCAUCAACUCCGCCGCCUCCACCUUUCCGGGUUGUUCUCAGCCCAACCCAACACCCACUCCUGCGUCUGAUGACGACGAUGAGGACGUCAAACUUCAACCCCAGCCCAUCAAGCACUAUCAAAUUAAGGCACAAAAGACCCUGGAUGACAUAUUGACUAAAUCUUUAGACAUGGUGGAAAGUUCAGAUCCCAUUGACGCCAUUGACGACGAUCCGGUUUUAAAUGAUGGCGGGGUUCGUUUAUUCAAGCAAGCUCCAGUCGGCAUAGUGUUUGAUCAUAGAGUUGAACUGAAGGGACCAAAAAGGAAACCCAGAAUUCUUCCUGGUGAAGCGAUAGAUGAGAAAUCAAAGAAGUUUAAAAGAAGAUUGCAGUCUGUUGUUGUUGAGGGAACGGAUAUCUUAGAUACUGCAAAAGAUGCAACCCAAAAAUCUCUAUCUAAACUGAAAGCUAAAGAAGCUGCUGCAAAAGAAGCUGCUAAAAGAGAGGAAGAAAGGGUAGCACAGUUGAAGAAAAUUAGGGGAGAGAGAUGGUUGCCAUCAAUUGCUAAAGAAAUGCAGGUAAAAUCUCGAGUUCGUUAGUUCAGGCUCAAGUAUGAAGUUCCUCAAUGAGCACAACUCCAUCUGCAAGUUCUGAAUGCACUAAUGUUCUGUCACAGUAGCGUCUGAUUUGACAAAUUAGUGAAUUUAUAAUUUUGUGUAGGUUAGGAAGAUGAUGAAAAGCAAAUUUUUGACAUGAAUUGCAAAAGAUAUUAGUAGACACUCCUUUACUCUUUA
Molecule: messenger RNA, 923 nt
Organism: Spinacia oleracea (spinach)
Lineage: Eukaryota; Viridiplantae; Streptophyta; Magnoliopsida; Caryophyllales; Amaranthaceae
Exons: 4
Coding region: 66-728 (220 amino acids)
Source: RefSeq, a predicted model, not a curated record